This is a messenger RNA of Trichoderma virens Gv29-8, 639 nucleotides long. RefSeq lists its product as uncharacterized. The transcript is spliced from 2 exons. Bases 1 to 639 code for a protein of 212 amino acids. NCBI's taxonomy places the organism in Eukaryota, Fungi, Ascomycota, Sordariomycetes, Hypocreales, Hypocreaceae. The record is from RefSeq and is a predicted model, not a curated record.
AUGGCCAAGAAUCGAAAGGACCCGAAAUCCAUCAAGCUUCGCCAGCCAGACCGCUCCGCGCCCACCGAAAAGACGCUGCUGCAGAUCGCAUCCGAAAGAUCGCUCUUCGAACAGGCCGCACGGCGCGAGAAGCAGCUUGCGGGGAAAGACGAGGACGAGGACGACAAGGACGAGAGCGCAAAGCUGUCGCCUGGGGCGGAGCGGUUUCUCGAGGCGAUGCUGUACACGACGACGCUGGCGAUGCUGCACUUGACGUUUGACGUCUUGGUGAUGAAGCAGUAUGCCGCUGAGAUUAAAUGGAAACGAAUCAUUACCAAUGCGGGCCGGAUGUGGAUGGUCUUCUUCUUCCUCUUCUACUCGCUGCAUCCCGCCCAGCCAAACCAGGUCCUCAUCCCUGGCCUGCCGCGCCGCUUCCAAAGGACCCUCCGCCAGAUGCUCUUCUUCGCCAUGAGCUGCGUCUCCGGGUGCGCCCUCGUCUACAUCACAAACUCAAAGGGUUACCUGUAUAACAUGAAGCGCGCGCCGCCGCUGGGAUGUCUGUGGCUGUGGGCCGUCGUCGAGCUGGACCUGCUGUGGGCGGUGCCGAGUCUUUUGGUGACGGCGGCGUAUGUCUGGGUGAACGGAUACUCGAUCAAAUAA